Ochotona curzoniae (black-lipped pika) is the source of this 2369-nucleotide messenger RNA. It is a transcript of the gene SEMA3D, whose product is annotated as semaphorin 3D. Gene Ontology annotation, molecular function: chemorepellent activity; semaphorin receptor binding. The transcript is spliced from 17 exons. The record is from RefSeq and is a predicted model, not a curated record. The coding region runs from base 1 to 2334 and encodes 777 amino acids. Gene Ontology annotation, biological process: axon guidance; semaphorin-plexin signaling pathway; neural crest cell migration. NCBI's taxonomy places the organism in Eukaryota, Metazoa, Chordata, Mammalia, Lagomorpha, Ochotonidae.
AUGAAUGCUAAUAAAGAUGAGAAACUGAAGUUCAGAAGUCAAGAUUUCCACCUUUUUCACACUUUGGUGAUGCUAAGCACGACCAUGCUAUUUGUGCCUGUCAUUGGGACUUCUAAGCAGAAUAUUCCACGACUCAAGCUAACCUACAAAGACUUGUUGCUCUCAAAUAGCUGUAUUCCUUUUCUGGGUUCAGCAGAAAGAUUAGAUUUCCAAACGGUUCUGCUGGAUGAGGAGAGGGGCCGUUUGAUCCUGGGAGCCAAGGACCACAUUUUCCUGCUCAGUCUCAUCGACUUAAACAAAAACUUUAAGAAGAUUUAUUGGCCUGCAGCAAAAGAACGGGUGGAAUUAUGCAAAUUAGCUGGGAAAGAAGCCAAUACGGAAUGUGCAAAUUUCAUCCGGGUUCUUCAGCCCUAUAAUAAAACUCACAUUUAUGUGUGUGGAACGGGAGCAUUUCAUCCAAUAUGCGGAUAUAUUGACCUUGGAGCCUACAAGGAGGAAGUGCUGUUCAAACUGGACACACAGAGCGUGGAGUCCGGCCGACUGAAGUGUCCCUUCGAUCCGCAGCAGCCCUUUGCCUCGGUCAUGGCAGAUGAGUACCUCUAUUCUGGAACAGCCUCUGAUUUCCUUGGCAAAGACACCGCCUUCACCCGGUCGCUCGGGCCGACUCCUGCUCAUCAUUACAUCAGAACCGACAUUUCAGAACACUACUGGCUCAGUGGAGCAAAGUUUAUUGGAACUUUCCCCAUACCAGACACCUAUAAUCCAGAUGAUGAUAAAAUAUAUUUCUUCUUUCGUGAGUCAUCUCAAGAAAGCAGCACAUCUGAUAGGACCAUCCUUUCUCGUGUUGGAAGAGUUUGCAAGAAUGACGUAGGAGGACAGCGCAGCCUGAUUAACAAGUGGACGACGUUCCUGAAGGCCAGGCUGGUUUGCUCCGUUCCUGGAAGUGACGGUGCCGAUACACACUUUGACGAACUGCAAGAUAUUUAUUUACUCCCGACACGAGAUGAGAGAAACCCUGUCGUCUAUGGCGUCUUUACCACAAGCAGUUCCAUCUUCAAAGGCUCUGCUGUGUGUGUGUACAGCAUGGCUGACAUCAGGGCAGUGUUCAACGGCCCCUAUGCUCACAAGGAGAGUGCAGACCACCGCUGGGUGCAGUACGAUGGAAGGAUUCCUUAUCCCCGACCGGGCACAUGUCCGAGCAAAACCUACGACCCGCUGAUUAAGUCCACUCGGGACUUCCCGGAUGAUGUCAUCAGCUUCAUCAAGCGGCAUCCUGUGAUGUAUAAGUCGGUGCACCCCAUGGCAGGUGCACCGACCUUCACGCGGAUCAACGUGGAUUACAGGCUGACACAAGUGGUGGUGGACCACGUGGUCGCAGAAGACGGCCAGUACGAUGUCAUGUUCCUCGGGACAGACAUUGGGACUGUCCUCAAGGUCGUCAGCAUUUCCAAGGAGAAGUGGAACAUGGAGGAGGUGGUGCUGGAGGAGCUGCAGGUGUUCAAGCACCCGUCGGCCAUCUUGAGCAUGGAGCUGUCUCUCAAACAGCAACAGUUGUACAUUGGUUCCCGGGAAGGCUUUGUGCAGCUCUCCCUGCACAGGUGCGGCACCUACGGAAAAGCUUGUGCAGACUGCUGUCUGGCCAGAGACCCCUACUGUGCCUGGGAUGGAAGUGCGUGCUCGCGGUAUGCGCCCACCUCAAAGAGGCGAGCUAGACGCCAAGACGUAAAGUAUGGAGACCCCAUCGCCCAGUGUUGGGAUAUAGAAGGUAGCAUUAGUCAUGAAGCUGCUGAUGAAAAGGUGAUUUUUGGCAUUGAAUUUAAUUCAACUUUUCUGGAAUGUAUACCUAAAUCCCAGCAAGCAUCCAUUAAGUGGUAUAUCCAGCGGUCAGGAGACGAGCAUGGAGAGGAGUUGAAACCUGAUGAAAGGAUCAUCAAAACGGAGUAUGGGCUACUGAUUCGAAGUCUGCAGAAGAAGGACUCUGGGAUGUAUUACUGCAAAGCUCAGGAACACAAUUUCAUCCACACCAUAGUGAAACUGACUUUGAAUGUCAUUGAGAACGAACAGAUGGAAAAUACCCAGAGGGCAGAGCAUGAGGAGGGGAAGGUCAAGGAUCUGGUGGUCGAGUCACGGUUGAGAUACAAAGACUACAUCCAGAUCCUUAGCAGCCCAAACUUCAGCCUCGACCAGUACUGCGAGCAGAUGUGGCACCGGGAGAAGCGGAGGCAGCGGAACAAGGCUGUCCCCAAAUGGAAGCACAUGCAGGAGAUGAGGAAGAAGCGGAAUCGAAGGCAUCACCGGGACCUGGACGAGCUUCCCAGGACUGUGGCCACCUAGCUUGCUGUUGAACUUCAAGAGUCGAUUCUUAACCU